CGCGAGAAGUAACGAGCAGUUACGAAUUUGUGUUCGAGGUGGUUUGUUGUCGUCGUGAUCUCUUCGUCGGUGCGCCCGUCGCACUCGUCCCGCUCGCAACGUGAAUAAUUCUGGCAGCCUGCGGGAGGCGAAUGCGCGCGUGCGACCGCGGCAAUUUGGUGGAGUUGGCCGAGACACUCGACAGUAUAAUCGUUGGACGAACGACGUCGAUCGCGACGUCGAGGGGAAUCGACGGCCGCAUCGUGGCCGCUCCGCGUAAAUGGGUGUUCACGCGCGAUUGACGACAAUGACGACAAUGACGACAGGCCAGCUUCGUUUACGCGACGCGUAGUUCGGUACGUUACUAGAAUACUGGCACUGUGACGCGAGAGGUGGUGGAGGAUCAGCGAGAGGGGAGCAGGGGGUGGAGAACGAAGAGGAGAGCUCGACGCAUCCCGAGAGCCAAGAAGGGAAAGACGUGGAGUGGAAUCUCGACGGCGACGACGAGGACGACGACGACGAGGACGAGGACGAGGACGAGGACGAAAACGAGGUCGAGGGAAGAAGAGUGGAACGCGAAGAGAGGGAGAGUGAGAGAGAAAGAGAGCAUUGUCCUCUGCGAGGAGAGUAUCGUGUUGUCCUUGCCACGACACUAACCUCAGUCGGUGCUGCGCGCUCAGUCGCGUCACGAUCGUCGCUCGUCGAUCGACGUCCGUCCAUCCGUCUCGGAUCUGUCAAUUAAGGGAGAGAGAUAGAGAGAGAGAGGCGUUAUCGCCCGUUCGAUCGCACUCGGGAUGCCAUCCCCGCCGUCGGCGUCGCCGUCGUCCUCGUCGUCACCGUCGUCACCGUUGUCGUCGGCGUUACGCUAAAAAUAUGCGGCAGUGAGAAACGCGCGGACGGCGGAGCACCGCCCGUGGCAGAGCGAAGCGGCUGGCUGCUCUCUCGGCUGCGUGUGCCAUCAGGUCCGCUGGUGGUGUGUUGUCGGACGGCGACGCGGCAGAGGGAGAGGGAGGAGGAGGAGGAACGGAAGGAGGAAGAGGAGGCAGGCCACAGGAGGAGACCUCGCUCGUCGGUGACGACCAAGGGGGUGAUCAUCGUACUCGCGCGACAACCCACCGACGAAAGGAGCACCGAGGAAAAUGGCGGACCUCGAGGCGGUGCUGGCCGAUGUCAGCUACCUGAUGGCCAUGGAGAAGAGCAAGUGCACGCCGGCCGCCCGUGCCAGCAAGAAGAUCGUUCUGCCGGAUCCUAGCGUUCGAAGCGUCAUGCACAGAUACCUGGAGAAGAAUAACGAACUAACCUUCGACAAAAUAUUUAAUCAAAUGUUAGGUUACCUUUUAUUCAAAGACUUCUGCGAGACUGUAGCGGAGGAACCGAUUCCGCAACUUAGGUUUUACGAAGAGAUCAAGGCGUACGAGAAGCUCGAGUGUCCGGAAGAAAGGAGAAAACUUGCCCGAGAGAUCUAUGACAAUUACAUUAUGAAAGAGUUAUUAGCGCAUUCUCACGAAUACUCGCAAGAGGCGGUAUCUCACGUGCACAAGUAUCUCAUGAAAAAUGAAGUCCCAGUUAAUUUGUUCGAGCCGUACAUCGAGGAAAUAUUUAAUCAUCUACGAGGGGAACCGUUUCAGAAAUUUCUGGAAAGCGAUAAGUACACCCGUUUUUGCCAAUGGAAAAACUUACAGUUGAAUAUUCAGCUGACGAUGAACGACUUUAGCGUGCAUCGAAUAAUAGGCAGAGGCGGGUUUGGCGAGGUGUAUGGUUGCCGGAAAGCGGACACUGGCAAGAUGUAUGCCAUGAAAUGUCUGGAUAAAAAGCGCAUUAAGAUGAAGCAGGGUGAAACGUUAGCUCUCAACGAGAGGAUAAUGCUAUCGCUAGUCAGCACCGGGGUGGACUGCCCGUUCAUAGUGUGCAUGACGUAUGCAUUUCACACCGCCGACAAGCUGUGCUUCAUAUUGGAUCUGAUGAAUGGUGGCGAUCUGCAUUACCACCUAAACCAACACGGAGUCUUUAACGAACCGGAAGUCAAGUUCUAUGCCGCGGAAAUGAUCCUCGGGUUGGAGCAUAUGCACCGCCGGUACAUCGUCUACCGUGAUCUGAAGCCCGCGAAUAUAUUGCUGGACGAGCACGGUCACGUCAGGAUAUCGGAUCUGGGAUUGGCAUGCGAUUUUUCAAAGAAGAAGCCGCACGCGAGCGUUGGUACACACGGAUACAUGGCGCCAGAGGUACUCUCGAAGAACACCACAUAUGAUUCAAGCGCGGAUUGGUUUUCCUUCGGUUGCGUGCUGUACAAGCUUUUGAUGGGACAUAGUCCAUUCAGGCAACGUAACACCAAGGACAAACACGAGAUAGACCGUAUGACGUUGACGAUGAACGUCGGUAUACCAGAGACGUUCUCGCGGGAGUUGCAGUCGCUGUUGGAAGGUUUGCUACAACGGGACAUUAACAACAGACUCGGCUGUCGCGGCAACGGCGCCGAUGAGUUAAAGGCACACCCGUUUUUCAAAGGUAUCGAUUGGCAGCAGGUGUACUUGCUAAAGUACACGCCGCCGUUAAUACCGCCGCGCGGCGAGGUCAACGCCGCGGACGCCUUCGACAUCGGCUCCUUCGACGAGGAGGACACGAAAGGAAUCAAGCUGACGGAAGCGGAUCAAGAGUUGUACAAAGACUUUUCUCUAGUCAUCUCCGAAAGAUGGCAGGCUGAAGUGGCCGAGACUGUGUUCGAGACAAUCAAUAACGAAGCAGACAAGUUGGAAAAUAAAAAGAAAGCAAAACAAAAGCAGCGAUUUGAUACAGAUGAGAAAGGUUCGGAUUGUAUACUACACGGUUAUAUAAAGAAAUUAGGAGGUCCAUUCGCAAGUGCAUGGCAAACGCGCUACGCGAAAUUGUAUCCGAAUCGGUUAGAAUUACAUCCAGAAUCGGCGACUAAGCCUGAGCUCGUGUUUCUCGAUCAAGUUGAAGAAGUAGGGGCAGAUCUGCAGCUUGUAAAAGGAGAACAGUCCAUCGUGAUGCGUACGAAGGACGCGAAGAUUGUACUUACAAUUGCCGACGAGAUAAGCUUAAAAGAAUGGGCGCUCUCGUUAAGAUCGGCACACAAAUGCUCAAUGGAGAUGCUCGGAAAUAUGGCGAGAAAAGCAGGCAAAAUUUACGGGACUGAGCGGGACGCAGUGAUCCCAGCGACGCAGCGAUCCACGAACGGCAACUAGCCCAGUGUCGUCAUGUGCGAUGUCGCACCGUCAUACUCCAGUCCCACUGCCCCGCAGCAGCGACAGCAGCAACAACUUUUUUUAUACUAACGAAUGAUGGGGAGAGCAGCGAUGAACAAGGAAAGGAAGGACUCGAGAACUGAGCAAUUGAGCGUUUCUCGGAAUGCAGGCAGUGCCUCUUCCUUCCGAAAGCUCGUGCUGGACUUUAACGCUAGCAGCGUUAAAGAAAAAAUGGUUAAAUCCCUCUUUCGGUACACCUCGAUCAAACGGAACGUCCCAAAGAAAAUUUCGUUAUACGGCGGAUAGCGCUGCGCUGUGUAUUAUAGAGACUCUAGCCAAGUAGUGUCGUACCGUGUGCGUACGUUCUCCCAGGGCCAUGAGGAUGAUAUACACAUACACAUACAUUUACAUACAUUAUAUAAACACGAAAAAAAUACAUACACGUAAGUAAUCGCGGUUCCUUCUGGUCACUGGCGCGGGCGCGUAGGCAUCUCGUUAUAUUUGUACAUUAGUUGUAUGUGCAACAUGUGACGUAGCGACUAGCGACCGACCGAGCGACGAACAAAAGUUGGCAGAUACCACACAGGAAACACGAAACACAUCCGGUAGUGUAUUAUUAUGACCUAGUACUCUCUACGCGAUCCCGUACUCUUGUUACUUUUUACGCGUUUCGUCGUACCGCUCGUUUACUUAAUUUAUUUACUAAUGCAGAGAGAGAAAGAGACCAGUUUUAUAUUAUCCUUACGAUGAAACAAAAGUGACCCAUUAUUUAUUGUGUUGUUAAGUGCGAGAGAAUGAGAAAAAAAAGAAAGCUCAUUUGUAUAUUAACUAAAGCGAAUACCGAAUGCAUGCAACAUAUGUACGCUCGAGUGGAUAUACGCGAGUCCGCUCUGGCAAUAAAAUAUGCGAUGAACGUAGAUGAGAAGAGCUUUUUUUCGUCCUGCAUCAUAUGUCAGUAGAACGCUAAAAUCCAGUAAGUAUUUGUGAUCUCCAUUACAUUAUGUUUUGAAUAUAAAAUCGUAAUCUUUCCGUAAUCAUUGAAUGAUGUGUGAAAUUAACAAAUGUUCGAUUUAACAGUUGUACGAGAAAAAAAAUUACAUAUCAAUGUCACGAA
Molecule: messenger RNA, 4296 nt
Organism: Monomorium pharaonis (pharaoh ant)
Lineage: Eukaryota; Metazoa; Arthropoda; Insecta; Hymenoptera; Formicidae
Gene: Gprk1
Product: G protein-coupled receptor kinase 1
Exons: 15
Coding region: 1119-3182 (687 amino acids)
Biological process (GO): regulation of signal transduction; protein phosphorylation; G protein-coupled receptor signaling pathway
Molecular function (GO): ATP binding; G protein-coupled receptor kinase activity; G protein-coupled receptor binding
Source: RefSeq, a predicted model, not a curated record